Molecule: messenger RNA, 869 nt
Organism: Zea mays
Lineage: Eukaryota; Viridiplantae; Streptophyta; Magnoliopsida; Poales; Poaceae
Exons: 1
Coding region: 213-614 (133 amino acids)
Source: RefSeq, marked validated
GGUAGGGUAGCCACAUCCACGCAAGCUAUAAACAAUGCUAUGCAAAGUUUAUUUGAGUGCUUUAACAGUAUAGCCAUUGUCUAUUAGCAUCACAUAUUCACAUGCCAUUGUCUAUUAGCUCUCACAUAGCUAGCUAGCCCUCCUUGGCUCCUUGCCUUGCCCAGGCACAGCCAAGCGGCCGGGAGAGGAGAUCGAGCAGUCAUAUCGAUCUGAUGGGGGGAGAGCAGCAGCUCGCUCCGGCGGCGGCCCGCGUCACCCCGCGUCGGCCGAUGAUGUCCUUCCGGGUGCCGCGGAGACUGGUGGCCAGCAGAGCGGCGGGUGGAGCGUCGCCGUCGCCGCCGGUGCCGGCGGGGCUAAAGAAAAAGAAGAAGAAGGUGGCGGUGGCGAGGCUCGGUGGGAAGAGGAGGCUCUUCGGCGCGAUCCGGCGGCUCCGGAUGCGGUGGCUGGCCGUGCUGUACAGGCGCACGCUGCGGCGGCUGCGCGCCUACUACGCCACGGCGAUCAACGACCUCCUCGAGGGCGCCGCCGCCAUCGGCUCCCUCCGCGGGCCGGCCGGUGCCGCCGACUGCGCCUUCGGCACCGCGUUCGCGCCGGUCGUCGCCGUCGGCCUCUGAUGAGAGCUCGCACUCGCACGCCCGCCGUCUGCAUGCACUCCAUACGACGAGCCCGUAUGGUGGUCUGCUUGUAUAGAGGACAAUCUCGAUUGCUAUCGUUUUCUUGUCCAUCUGCAUCGUCUCUACCGUAUGGCAUCUUUUUUCUGGAUCGAUCUCUCAAUCAAGAAUUAGAAAAGAGUACACAAACAAACAAAGAAAUACAACUCCUCGAUUCAGAUUUGUUUGGUACUAAUAAGUAUAAUAAUGCAUAUUUCC